CAUGUAGAUCUAAUUAGUGAUCGAGCAGAUGGUGGAAGACGGAAGAAAGAAGUAAGUGCGAGCGGGUUAGUAUUCUCAAGCGAAUCUGAUUAAUUUCCAAUGGAAAUAAAGAAGACGAAGAAAAUGAGAGGGGAAGCGAAAGGGUUAGUAUCAACGAGCGAAUCUGAUUAGUUUCCAACGGUGGUCAUAUGGCAACUCUGCUGGCUUAAGCUUGUUGUGUUUUUUAAGUGCGAGAGUUUUUAAACGUUUUUAUACUGUUUUUCCAUAUAUUUACUGUAUGAAAUUCGACUAUUGUGUAUACAUUUUUCAUACAUUGCGAGUGUUGUGUUUUGAAUAAUCGAUCCGCUGUGCUUUCGGCAAUUAAUCCCACCGCUGCUUACUGCUUACAAUCAGCCACCGUCGCUCAGCUCUCUAAACAAUAAACAACCGUUUCACCAGUGCUAUUCUUUUGUGUGCGGCUUAAGUGAACCCGAUCUAACACGGCAACGAUGAGCGCUGAGAAUAACUGUGCCAAAUGCAGCCAGGUUAUAUCCGGCAUCGAUUCGGUUUCAUGCCGCGGGUAUUGUGGAUGUAAGUUCCAUAUGACCUGUUCUAACGUCUCUCGAGCCCUCUUGAGUUAUUUUACAUCGCAUCGCAAAAAUUUGUACUGGAUGUGUGAUAAUUGUGCCGCUUUGUUUGAUAAUUCGCAUCUUCGUUCGAUUUCAAAAGCGGCUGAUGAUAAAUCACCUCUAGUGUCACUCACUGAGGCGAUCAACAACUUGCAAUGCGAAAUAAAGCAAUUGUCGAGUCAAACUCCACGUACUAUCACACCGAGAACUCGAAUAUGGCCCAUUGAUCCUCGCCGUGCAGCCAAACGGCCCCGAGGACCGGACUUGUCACAGAAGGCAUCCGAAUGCUUGUCGGGAUCGAAACAACCAGGAGAGAAUGUUGUUUGUGUUCCUAUCUGUGAAAGACCGGCGAACAAAUUCUGGCUUUACUUGUCCCGCAUAAGACCUGAUGUGACUAAUGACGACAUAUCUAAAAUGGUUCGUGCAAACCUCGAAUUGUCAUAUGAUCCCGAGGUGGUUAAGUUGGUGGCUAAAGGAAGUGAUGUCAGCAACAUGACUUUCAUAUCUUUUAAAGUCGGUUUGGACCCAGCUCUAAAAAUUAGCGCUUUGGACCCAACAACCUGGCCACAAGGAAUUUUAUUCCGUGAGUUUGAGGACUAUCCGGAUAAAAAAUUUCGGGAACCAUUCUCUCUGACUCCAACGUCGCAGCAAUAGAAAGAGGUUUUAUACUGGGACGCGCCGAAAGUGAAAUUAUGGAAGCCUCUGAUCCCACCACCACAGUCGAGCCACUGCAGCCAGCGUUCGUCAGCCGUCCCGGUCCUGUGGGUGGUAAUGGUGAUGAGGUCUUCCAAGCCUCUAAUUUCGGCAAGUAUACAUUUUUGUCGGAUCAUUCCAUCGCUGAUUUGUUUCCCGCUUCCAGUUUGUCACCAGAUCAACGAUCACUGGGAUGCAGCGCCACUGGUAUUAUGGAAGCCUCUGAUCCCCCCGCCACAGUCGAGCCACUGCAGCCAGCGUUCGUCAGCCGUCCCAGUCCUGUGUGUGGGAGUGGGGACGAGGUCUUCCAAAUCGAUUUUAUAGGCAAGUACGCUCCCGUUAUGGAUGUUUCAAGCACUGAAAUUUUACUCGCUUCCAGCUCUAUGGCGGCGAAUCAGUCAUGUCUUUCGAGUAUCCGGGUAUACUACCAAAACGUUGGUGGUAUGAAUGCAUGCAUUGAUGAGUAUUUGUUGGCGUGCUCGGAUGAAUGUUUCGACGUGAUAGCUUUUACGGAGACCUGGCUUAACGAUUGCACCCUGUCUGUGCAAGUCCUCGGUGAAAACUAUGAAGUUUUCCGAACGGAUCGUAGUUCCAGCAACAGUACGAAGAGUACUGGUGGCGGCGUACUUGUUGGUGUUCAUCGUCGUCUAAAAGCACAACUAAUCCAAUGUACCAGUGGUAGUUGCGUUGAACAGCCGGAAACGAUUCCUCAAGCCAUAAUAGAUAUGACCAAGGUCCUAGAGGUUACCACAGCUGAAGAUGUCACCAGUCAUCCCCACUCGAUUGCCAUUACUGCACCGGAACGUGUAACUUUUGUAAAGGGUACCUGUCCUGAAGAAAGCAAAUGGUGGUUCAAUGUGCUAUCGGCCUUCCCCAAGUCAAAGGGGCGCCACAAAAGAAACGCGACCUUUCCUGGCGGACAAGCGACCACCAUUAUACAAUCACAGCCUCCAUCAACCGUUCGGAACCGACACAAUUCAUACCACAAAGAACUGCUGCCAUCAUCGCCGGUCGGCAAUCUGGUUGAGGUACUGACGGCGCCAUGCUCCUGGAGUCCCACGGCUGCACUUGCUUCCGAUGAGAACAAUCUGAAUGCAAAUGAUGAAAAUACCACAAUCGGUGGCUGCAACAACAACAACAAUAGCAAUGGCAGUUGUAAUGUCAACACCAAAGUGUACUGCGAUCAACCCGUAUCGUCGAAAUCGCCACCCACUAGGGAUAAACUGCAUACUGAGGGCAAGGUCCAAGCACGUAUCAGGAAUCGUAUUCGAGCAUCGCUAGAUGCAACCGAUGCAGCAUCUAAAUGUUACUUAUUGGAAGAUGUACGACGCGAUGAAAAACUGAAAGACAUUGCCAACACCAUCACGAAUGUCAAUCGGUGGAGCUCACCAUGCAUCACGGAUAGUCUGCCGAUGACAGUGACACCGGACGAUAAGCCGACCCGUGACGAGAAUACGGUACCGCAAUACAGUCCAAAAACAACAGGACAAUUGCGACCUCAGUCACUAUCGAUUCCUUCUACGGCCCCGGCCAUUGUUUCUGCCAUUGUCAAAAAGAUUCCCACCGGAAUCUUGAGCACUAAGUCAGACCUGUCGAAAAGUACCAACGCUAACCAUACAACCUCUAGUCCGAAGCUGCGAUCUAGUCAAACCCACGAACGAGGUGAUCCCGAUGGGGAUUGUGGCCUCGACGAUGCUCCCACAAACUAUUUAGCUAAAAAUUCUGAGCUUCGCGUUAGUUUACCCUCAGAGGAACUGCUCAGCUCUAAAAAAGGCUGGCUUAUGAAACAGGACACUCGUACUGGUGAAUGGAGCAAACAUUGGUUUUCGCUGCGAGGAGCAGCACUGUUCUACUACCGCGAUCCCGUAGCCGAGGAGAAGGGUGUUUUAGAUGGUGUUCUCGAUGUAAAUAGCAUUACCAAUAUUACCGAAGUGCCAGUCAAAAAAAACUACGGAUUUCAGUUGACGACUUGGGACAACCGGAGAAUAGUGCUUUCCACAGUGACUAUAAGCAUCGCGAAUAAUUGGAUUAAUGUGCUCAAGAAUGCAGCAGGAUUACCUCAGACCAAAGUUACACUAAAUAAUAAUAACCUAGGACUGAACAAUCAAAACGAUGACAACUUUGACACGUUAACGGACAAGCAACCCCUGGAAAUACAGAUCAUCGACGGUAGUCCAGUUCUAGAGAAAAUCAACAGCCAUAGUAGUAACAUAAUCGGUAGUAAUCGGGUCGGCGUUGAAACAAAUCGAGGAGAAGAUGUGGUAGACAGUAAACCAACACAGAAGAGUCAGGACGUGAUCAUACACUUAACUAAAUCGAAUAGUACCAGUGAUGUUAUAAACAACAACGUACCUCAAAAAUCAUCCAGUACAAUGACGAUAGCAACAACUCCAGUAACUCCGGUAACUCCGAAAUCAACACUUUUCUCAUCAGAUGAGGAAUACCGCACCGCAUCAGAAGGUGGUCGAAGAGACAGUAUCGGAGACUGGGGUUCACCUUUAUCUCCUUCACCGCCAGUCCCACUUUCAGCGAUAGCUAGAACCAAAGAUAGAUUAAGAACAUCCCAUAACCGAUUGCAUAAACGUAGCCGUUCUUCACCACCCAGCUCUCGACGUAGCACAAUCGAUAGUGUGCAGUCUGAGGACAUACCGUUGAUCAAUGCAGUUCAGGAAGAAGUUUGCAUCGACAAAGAAGUUCAGCUUCGCUUACAAGCUGCCGAAAAGGAACUUUCGAUGCUACGAGAAGAAACUCAUGAACGUGAGGCCAGAAUGUCUGAACUACUAGCAACAUUGGAACGAACGGAACAAGAACUCACUAGAAAAAGAGAGAGUGAAGAAAAUCGGGAAAAAAUAAUGAUGCAACUGGAUGAAAGUCGAAAUAGCGCUCAAGAAAUAAUCGAUAGGAUAACAGUUGAGUUGGAUAAAAGUCGUGAGAUGAUCAAAGAGCUAGAAGAUCGGCUUGCACGUGGCAUUGAGGAAAAUGAGUCGUUGUACAAGAAAAUUCGUGAUUUUGGCAUUUGUAGCCCAGCAUCCAGCCUCUGCAGUCUAAGUACGAAAAUAGGUAAGAUGAAACGAAUGGACUCCUUUAGCGAUCUAACCAGUUUGAACGAAGUCGACCCUAGUAGUUUGGAUAAAGAUAUGUUAACGGAUGAAUAUCAUGAACUAAGGGCACGAUUUGAAAAAGCUGUGAGUGAGCUGAAGGCAAUGAAGCGCGAGAUAAAAGAAUCACACAAGAUGUUCGAUGAUCUGGAGAUAUCUUAUGUAACGCUCAAGAAAGAAAUAGAUAGGCAGCAGAAGGAGCACGAUGCGCAGUCGAAAAUGAUGGCAGAUCGUAUUCAAGAUAUGACAAACAAAUAUACGAAUGCGGAAAAACAAGUACGGAUGUUAAAGCAAAAACUUGUUCGGAAUGAGAAACGUAGAUCAUUGUCUUUGAAAGGCAAGGAAUCACUUUCCAUCCAGAAGGAAUUAGAAGAAAAAGUGGCUGAGUUGGAAAAUAAAAUUGAUGUCCUAGAACAUGGGUCGAUCCUUGCUGAAGCGGUUGUUUCACCUCAAGAAUCAUCUGAGCUGAAAAAUGUGAAGCGAGCAUCUGCCAGACUACGGAGAAAAAGUUUGGAUAGUGCUACAAUUUCAUCCCAACCAAUGCAAGUUUUGCUGAGACUGAAUACUCUGGAGAAACGUGUCGAUACAAUCAAAGCGACAGCUAACGAAAUUCUAUCUAUUCCAAGUUCUAGUGAAUCUGUUAACAGUUCCGAACACGUAACUAGUGGUACAAGUUCAAACAGUAGUAUUGUGGGUAAGAAUGAAUCAAACGCAAAUUAUCCUAAGGUCUCAGAACAUCUGAUGGAUCGUCUGAAAAGCCUGGAAGGUGUAGUAAUUUCAGUUAGAGACCUUGUCAACCAAAGCAUGCACCAAUUCCAAAACCUAAAAACAUCUCGUUCGCGAAGAUCAGUUUCACCAAUUGCAGAUAAAAAAGACUCAUACAAAUUUGUUGAGCGUUGUCUUUCGGAAGUCUCAAAAUUAUUACGUGAUAGCUGUGACAAUUGCGUCAUUCAAGAUUUUGCUCUAAACAAUAACAUUGUCCUGCUCCCAGAAACGAACCCAAUCAAGCUAGCACUCACACAGAUGGAAGGUCAACUUAAAAACAAAUUGAGUGACCUACUGAAACAACGUCGAAUGCUUCGGGAAACAAAUGGGUUGAGUCAAAGAAAGGACAUGGAACUGUUAGCCGAACGUAUUGCAUUUGAAAGUGUCUGCUUCGGUCGACUGAGAAAUGCUUUGGAACGAGCGGAAAAUGUAAAAAAAUAUGAAGAGAAACUAACCAAAGUAGAAGUAUCCGAAACUAUACAAUUGAUGGCAAUGCUAAAAGCUAAACUAGCCGGUAAAUGUGGAAUUAAACCGAACAGUAGCAUUGAUGUUCUAGCUAGUGUUUUAGCAAGAAAGCUUGUGUUGUCAGCAGGCAGAACGAGCAGUACUAGACCGUUGAACUUCGCACCACUUAAUAGUAAUCUGUUGGAUGAUCUGCUGCGACAACAGAACGAAGUUCAUAUGAUAGCCAAACGUUAUAAGACUACCGUGAUGGAAAAUUUAGCCUACGGUUUGGCUGCUGAAACUCUCAGCUACAUUUCGUCUUCGAACGAUACAAUUCAGGGUGCAGUGCAGGAAGCUUGGCGACAAGCUCAAGAAGCAGUUAAUGCCGAACUAGUCCAGUCGGAAAUUGCCCACAUUAUGAUGAGAAGUGCUCAACGCUACGAAAAUGCGUUGACACCUGCCUUUGGAUAUGCACUGUCCACAAACGAACGAAUAACUUUCGAAAAUUUUGCCGACGCUGUACAGGAUGUUCUGCGAAGAGAAAUGGAAAUGGCAGUCACACAACUAACGGAGUGCUACGAAGAAAGUCUAGCAAAAAUGAAACGUGGCCAAUGGCGAUUACAUCUGGAACAAGAGAGAAAACCUAGCGAAGGGCGACAACUGUUGGCAGAGUUUGCAGAUAUUGUAGCUCAUAAAGCAUUGAUCGACUCCCGUGUCCAGAUUUUAAAGGGAGACUACGUUCCGACCAAAAUCAAACUUAUAGGUGAGGAUACUAACAGCUAUAGCGUGAUGGCUUUGAAAAAGUACGAAAAUUUGUACACUGAUCUCACUUCUGACUUGGAAAUAGCCAAUCCAGAUGACAUCCUCGCCGAGGCGGACUUCAAUUUCAUGUAUAAAUACUUUGUAAAUGAACAUUCGUCCAGUAAGGUGGACAUCAAAGAGAUAUCUAACGCACUAAAUGAGCUGGAGCGAUCAGUGGUACUACUACAGAACACAGUGUUUCCGGAUAACGUUCUGAUCGCCAGCAUGGUUGAUGCUGACAACUUGCGAACCGUGUAUUCACGCUGUUGCGAAAUACAAAAACGGAUUGAAUCCCUGAAUUUGCGUGCAAAUGAACUCCGAGUUCAGUGCAACGAAUGCGAUCGACUGCAAGAAACGCUUAUCCAAAUAACAGAUCAGCAUGAGACUGAUAUUGCUAAUAUAAAUCAACAAAACGAUACAAGAGUGAUUCAACUUAAUGAAAAGAUCAAUGAACAAAAACGACUCAUUGAAAAUAUUGAGAACGAAAAGAUCAAAUUACAAGAGAGACUCAACACCGAGAAGAAUGAACUGGAGUUGCGCAAAAAGGAAUUUAAUGAAUUGAGCAAGAAGCUUUGCGAAUAUGAAAAAUUGUGCCAUGAGAAGGAUAAAGAAAUAGAAGAAUUGCUGGAAAAUUUUGAUGAGGAACGUAAGAAAUCCAAAAUACUACGGGACAAGUACGAAGAACUUUCCAACAAUUACCAAAGAAAUGCAGAAGAAUACUGCGAAUUGGAAAAAGAACGUGAUUACGUGUUUGAUCAAAUCCAAAGGGAAAAUGAUCAUGUGAAAAAGCUUGAAAGGCAUCUGGAAAUGCUGGAAGCAGAACAUGCUCAACAAAUCGACAAUCUACACGCUGCCUAUCGGGAACAACAGAUGGCAAACGAAAUCGAUUCGCAGAAAGACAAAGACGACGAAGACAGCCUGCGGUCAAGAUACCAAGCAGAAAUCGAGCAACUGAGAGCUCUAUGUGAAAAAGGACUUGCUGCAAUGGAAGCAUCGCACAAGCGCAUCAUACACGACUUGCAAGAGAAGCACCAACAUGAAAUAUCCCGGUUGAUCGUCGAAAAGGAACAAGCACUGGCCGAAGAGACACAGGCAACUUUGGCAGCUCUGGAUGCGAUGCGAAAAGCUCAUCAGAAUGAAGUCCAGCGAGAAGUUGCACGUUUUAAACAGGAGUUUUUGAAGCAGUUUCAAAAAGGAGGCCAGCCACCCGUCAGCUAUAAGGAAAAAGAGCUAGAAUUGGAAGAAGUACGCCAAGAAAUUCUUUCCCUGUCAGAAAAAUACUCGAUGAAAUGUGUUGAAACAGCUUCGCUCGAGGAAAAGCUCAGGAUAGCUUCACAGCAACUGAAAUAUUCUCAACAACACAUUCAACAACUUGACGUUAGAAACAAGCAAUUGCGAGCACAUUUUGUGCUGGGAGAAUCCGAUGAACCUGCUUCUAGCAGUUACACACCAAAAGGAAGUCAUCAAAACGCGCAUGAAGAUGUGAGCAGUGUAAGGAGCUUCCUAAACAGCAGUAAUUCGACGACUUCGACUGUGCAAGUGGAUUCGAUGUUCAGUUCUACAACAACGUCGACUGCUACUUUAAUAAGCGGUACCAAUACGGCGUCAGUAACCAGCAGCAGUCAACCUUCCUCAGGCCAUUGUGUUAAUAAUCACAACAAAGAGUACCAUAUUAUUAACAAUAAGAAAGAAUCACACCCAAGAUUGAAGUUUUGCGAAGGAGCCAAACUAAACGUUUCUACAGUCUUCCCUACCUCGAUAUCGACCGGUAUAAUUGAUCCCGUCAAUAUGACGAACAGCAACAAUCGAGCCAAAGUUCUAAACCCCAAACAGCCAAACAGACAGCCCCUGUGCAGCGAGCUUACCAGCACCUCUUCACAGCCAUCUUCUAUCAACAGCGUCCACAAAAUGAAUCCCAUCCUCAGCACCGACAGUAGCAGCAGUAAAAGCAGCAACAAUAACAGCAGUAGUAAUAAUAAUAAUGAUACCGACCACUUAAUCGAGCUUAAGUCAGCUUUAAAAAUAUGUUCGCCCCCUCCCUUAGAUGAGAAGGACGUUGAACAAAUUCAUCGAUUCGAAUUGGAGAUUUGAAGCAUUACUAAUAACAAAACACAACACAAUCAUGAUCAUCAUUAUUAUUAUUAUCAACACAUCAAACAUCGCAUCGCAUAGCUUUUUUUUCGAGUGCCACACGCCGAAUUGCACUGCUUUUCAAAGCUGCAACGCAAACAAAUAAACCCCACCCUCAUUAAGGAAAGGCUUUCGCUGUAUUUAGGCACCUGCGAUUUCCCUCAAACCUCCCACCAGUUAAUUAUGCACUCAAAUAUUGUUUCCCUACGAAGCAUUUUAUUUUAUGUAUCUAACUUAACAGGUCACUGUAUAUUGCUAGUUUUUAAAUUUUAUCCUUUUUGUUUCAUUUUACAUGUACAGUAGCUACGUACGACAGUCUGUGUAAACAUAACUAACAUUUAGUAAAAUUCAUCAUAGGAUAAUCGUAGAAUCUAACCAAAUGUUCAACCUAUUGUACUGAAACUUGGAAUAAAGCAGUGUUCGAAAAACCAUUUGCUAACGUUCGCACCUGCAUACUGGCAGACGUAGACUGGACUCGGUGCAGUCAACUUCAUCGUAGAGUAUAAUAUAAUCCAUUUAGAACCUUUAGGAAGCGUUUUGAAUAUUUCAAAAUUAAACGCCGUUUGCAGCUAGAAAUUUUAGAAAUUUGUUGAUAAUUUUUGUUUAACUCAGUCGAAUACCCGCACCCCGAAAUUACGUGUAAGAAUUACGUACUAGACUUAUUUUUAGUUCAAAAUAUAUAGAAAUUCUACACAGUCUUCCCCCGUCAA
Messenger RNA from Malaya genurostris, 9249 nucleotides. RefSeq names its product protein outspread (gene osp). The transcript has 13 exons. NCBI's taxonomy places the organism in Eukaryota, Metazoa, Arthropoda, Insecta, Diptera, Culicidae. The record is from RefSeq and is a predicted model, not a curated record. Gene Ontology annotation, biological process: actin filament organization. The coding region runs from base 1301 to 8500 and encodes 2399 amino acids. Gene Ontology annotation, cellular component: actin cytoskeleton. Gene Ontology annotation, molecular function: actin filament binding.